Anisakis simplex (herring worm) is the source of this 354-nucleotide messenger RNA. The record is from the annotation of a GenBank genome assembly. NCBI's taxonomy places the organism in Eukaryota, Metazoa, Nematoda, Chromadorea, Rhabditida, Anisakidae.
GUUUUGCUGUAUGCAAGUUCGAGGAAUUAUGCUGGUGGUGAUGCGAUCGCGUACUUACAGUUCAUGCAAAGAUAUGAUAAAAAUAAACAUAUCUCACUUUAUAUCGACAACUUCGCUGCUCAAACGGGAGUGAGUCGUUUUCUUCAACUCUAUGACACAUGGGAGUAUAACAAAACUGAUCACCUAACGAAUGAGCAGUUGGCUCGUUUCGAUUUCCUACUGAUCGGCUCAUAUGAUGAUCGCGAUAUCGUCUCAACUGCCACUAAGAAUUUCUCGUCAACACAUCGAUUGUUGUUCCCAGUGAAUGCAUUCCAGUACGAACUUCUUCAUAUUUCAAAUUCAUCAUUGAAAUAA